GAUAGUGCCAUCGAUAGUUUGACAACUCUACUUUUAGCUGAACAGCUGGUGACUCUAGUUUUAUAUGACAGCUAUCUAGGAAGUGCUUUAUUUUUUGUAUUUUGUUUAAAAGUUAAAAAAAAGUUAAUUUAUCAAAAGUAUUAACACAAAAAUAGAAAAUGGAUUUUAUAAAAUUUGAAAGCGCGCGAGACAAAGAGAGGAUACGGCAAGAGCUUCGAGAAGCCAGGGAUCAAAUGCUUGACCAGGCCAAGCUGCGUAGAGAGCAAAGGUUGCAACGCGACGCGGCACGGGAGUUACGUGGGGAGACUAACUGGAUGCUUCCAAAAGUAGCGUCGAAAAUUGACAAGCUUGGCAAAAGAGCCAGUGAAUCUAAACGAUCAAAGAAGAGGAAGGAGAAGGUCACAUCAAAAAAAACUACGAAAAGAGGUAAGCAUAGCAAAAAACGGAAGAAGUACUCUUCUACAGAGUCGGACCCGGAUACCUCGGAAGUAGACAGUGACGAUAGUUCAUCCGACGGCGAGCCGAGCGGUUCUUCCAAGAAAAAGAAGAAGAGGAAUAAGAAAAAAGAAUAUUCAUCUUCGGGGACAGACUCAUGGGAUAUGCCAAGUGAUGAAAGUACAUCCGGGGAUGAGAAGAAAAAAUCAAAUAAAACGACUUCCAAUAAGCAAAAUAAAGGCAAGGAAAGUUCAUCAACAUCUACUUCGGAUUCGGAUAGUUCAUCGGAUACUGAUAGUAGUUCAAAUAGUUCUUCCGAAGAAGACGUCAGAAAAAAGUUGAAAAAGGAGCUUAGACGCAAACGGUGCGGAUCAACAAAUGGUAACAAAAAUAGUACCAAAAAAGACAGUGAUAACGAUGAACUAGAAAAAUGGGUUGAAAAGCCGCUCCCAAUUAUAAAUUCUUCUGCGCCAUUAACACGUGACAGCUGGAUGACGGAUACUUUGCUGUUGAAGACAUUUAGCAAGGAGCGAAAAGAUAAAUCCGCUGAUAAACAAACUUAUGAAGCUUACGAUCCUGCUAAAAGCACACGUGAGCUUAAUCCGUAUUGGAAAACAACUGGCACCGGUUUGCCAGGCUUUAAAAAGCCAACGGAGGAGAAUGAAGAUGACAGUGAUGAUGAGCGGCUAACAGAGGCUUUUGCGUCUGCUUCAGAUAAGGCCAGUGGAAGUGGUGCAUCAAGAAGCUGGCGAAAGACUAUGAUUGAUUUGCAGUCUGGGAAGAAAGAAGCAGCCUUCAUGUCUAUAUACAGUUCAGAGAGUAGUGAUGGCGAAGAGAAAGGAGCGAAAAAAUCCGCUAUAGGAACGAACUUUCUAACUGAUCAGCAAAUGAAUGAGUUGGGCGCAAAGCUGCUGAAGGCAGAAAUUAUGGGAAACAACGAAUUGGCCGCUGAGCUCAAACUGAAAUUGGAAAAUGCAAGAAAAGAUCGUGCAGCCUUUAAAGAGCGUAAAAUUGCGCAACCUACAACAACCAGCGGUAGAUCUAGAGAGCAAACAGAAGAGAAGGAAGAAGAGCAUGUAUUGCUCAUGCGAACCGAUGAACGCGGAAAUACACGUCCUCUGGAACAGGCAUCACGCGAUGUUAAUGAACGUGACUUGUAUGGCGGCCGUAAUGCUCGCAAAAAGCAGAGGCGGCUUGAGACACAUGCGCCAGAUGGUGAGCGCAUGCGUUACUUUCCUGACGAUGACAAGUAUGAUAUUAAACAAAUGUUUGAACAUGAGAAAUAUACGAGUGCAACCGAUGCAAAUUUGGAAUUCGCAAAAAUUGCUGGUAAGCAUAAAAAUCCAAAUGAUGAUUUGGACGACAUAUUCGCUGAUGAGGUGCGGCAAGACGUUUCGCGGUCUUCUACUGAUCGUAAAGAAAUGCAACGCGCUAUUAAUGAGCAUCAACGUCUAUCGGCACAAUUGGACAACUGCAGAUUUUGUUUCGAUUCAGCAAAAAUGGAUAAAAGUUUGCUUGUGUCAAUGGGUGAGCAGGUCUACCUAGCUUUGCCAUGGCAUAUAGGUUUGCAACCUGGACAUUGCAUUAUUAGCACUACACAGCAUGUCAGUUGCUGCACUCAAUUGGAUGAAAACACUUGGUCGGAAGUCAAUGAUUUUUUAAAAGCGCUUACGCAAAUGUUUGCUGCGCAGAAAAGGGACAUAGUGUUCUUUGAAAUCGCAAGUCAUCUCUCACGUCGACCUCAUCUCAAUAUACACUGUGUACCAAUACCAGACAAGCAGGCGGAAAUGGUUCCUUUCUACUUUAAGAAAGCUGUCGAAGAAUCGGAGCUUGAGUGGAGCGUAAAUAAGCAGUUAAUAUCCUUGGGUCGAGAUGGAAAGGGUUUACGUAAUUGUAUUCCCAAGGGACUGCCAUAUUUUUGGGUUAAUUUUGGAAUUGCAUCGGGGUUUGCGCAUGUAAUCGAAGAUGAAGAUCGAUUUCCGGCAAAUUUUGCGUUGGAAAUCAUUGGGGGUAUUUUGGAGUUGGAUGCGAAAAAAUGGCGUAAGCCACAAAAAGAACAAAACACUAUAGCGAAAGUUAAAAUGUUUGCCGACUGGUGGAGGAAAUACGAUUGCACCAAGUAAACUAAGAAAUAGAUUUCUUUCAUGAAAGAGGUGUAUUUAAAAAUCGCAUGUAUAUUGAAUUUUUCCGCAAAAAAUCAUAACGCAUUAAAAAUUGUAGUAAACUUAAAUCACCAAUUACAAUAAUAAUA
Molecule: messenger RNA, 2686 nt
Organism: Rhagoletis pomonella (apple maggot)
Lineage: Eukaryota; Metazoa; Arthropoda; Insecta; Diptera; Tephritidae
Product: CWF19-like protein 2 homolog
Exons: 4
Coding region: 159-2558 (799 amino acids)
Biological process (GO): mRNA splicing, via spliceosome
Cellular component (GO): post-mRNA release spliceosomal complex
Source: RefSeq, a predicted model, not a curated record